Thamnophis elegans (Western terrestrial garter snake) is the source of this 1578-nucleotide messenger RNA. RefSeq names its product beta-1,4-mannosyl-glycoprotein 4-beta-N-acetylglucosaminyltransferase (gene MGAT3). Gene Ontology annotation, cellular component: membrane. The transcript has a single exon. Lineage: Eukaryota; Metazoa; Chordata; Lepidosauria; Squamata; Natricidae. Gene Ontology annotation, biological process: protein N-linked glycosylation; N-acetylglucosamine metabolic process. The coding region runs from base 1 to 1506 and encodes 501 amino acids. The record is from RefSeq and is a predicted model, not a curated record. Gene Ontology annotation, molecular function: beta-1,4-mannosylglycoprotein 4-beta-N-acetylglucosaminyltransferase activity.
AUGAAGAUGAGACGCCACAAGCUCUUUUUGACUCUGUGCAUGGCUGGUCUCUGCCUCAUCUCCUUCCUUCAUUUCUUGAAGGCCCUCUCCUAUGUCACAUUCCCCAGGGAGCUGGCAUCGCUUAGCCCCAACCUCGUCUCUAACUUAUUCUGGAACAAUGUACCGGUCACACCUCAGGCUAGCCCUGACUCUGGGGGUCCAGAAAUUCUCCGUACCCCAUUAUAUUCCCACUCACCACUGCUUCAGCCUCUCUCCCCAAGCAAAGCUGGUGAGGAGCUUCACAAAGCUGAGUUUGUGCUGCCUGAAGACACCACAGAAUACUUUGUACGCACGAAAGCUGGUGGUGUUUGCUUCAAGCCAGGUACUAAGAUAUUGGAAAAGCCACUAGCAGGACGUCCAGAGGAGAAGAUAGAGGGAGUUAUAUCGGGGCGCACAGGCCGUAAACCUCUGAGUGCCAGUGGGACAAAACGACGUAAAUGGGUGGAGUGCAUGUGCCUGACAGGUUGGCACGGACCCAGCUGUGGUGUUCCCACUGUGGUUCAGUAUUCAAAUCUCCCCACAAAAGACCGCCUGACACCACGCGAGGUGCCCAGGAGAGUCAUUAAUGCCAUCAAUGUGAAUCAUGAAUUUGACCUCUUGGAUGUGCGUUUCCAUGAACUAGGUGAUGUGGUGGAUGCCUUUGUGGUUUGUGAAUCAAACUUCACAGCAUAUGGUGAACCACGCCCUCUCAAGUUCCGUGAGAUGCUACUCAAUGGCUCCUUUGAUUACAUCCGCCACAAGGUGCUCUAUGUCUUCCUGGAUCACUUCCCCCCUGGUGGCCGUCAGGAUGGCUGGAUUGCUGAUGAUUAUCUGCGUACUUUCCUAACUCGAGAUGGCAUCUCUCGCUUCCGUAAUUUGCGCCCUGAUGAUGUUUUCAUUAUUGACGAUGCGGAUGAAAUCCCAGCCCGUGAUGGUGUGCUUUUCCUCAAACUCUAUGAUGGUUGGACAGAGCCUUUUGCCUUCCACAUGCGCAAAUCUCUCUAUGGAUUUUUCUGGAAGCAGCCUGGCACUCUAGAAGUGGUUUCUGGUUGUACAGUUGGAAUGCUCCAGGCUGUUUAUGCCACUGAUGGAAUUCGCCUCCGUCGGAGAGAAUAUUAUACCAUGUCAGGCUUUCGGCAGUAUGAAAACAGCACAGGCCACAUCCUAGUACAGUGGUCACUGGGCAGUCCACUCCACUUUGCUGGCUGGCAUUGCUCUUGGUGUUUUACACCUGAAGGAAUUUAUUUUAAACUGGUUUCAGCUCAGAAUGGGGACUUUCCCCGUUGGGGUGACUAUGAGGACAAGCGAGACCUUAACUAUAUUCGGGAGUUAAUUCGGACUGGUGGGUGGUUUGAUGGUACCACCCAGGAGUAUCCACCUGCAGACCCCAAAGAACAAAUGUAUGCCCCCAAAUACCUUUUGAAGAAUUAUCAACGGUUUUGUUACUUGUUGGAAAAUCCCUAUCAGAAGGCAAAGGGAACAGGGUGAGGGGAGUGGGCUUGCAUGAGAAAACAGGAUCUUUUGGGAAAAAAGGGAAAGUCAGACUGUGUCUUUUGUUUC